UCGUCGUCCUCUUUUUCUGUAAACACUAUUACUGAAUGAAGUGGAAUGGCUGAGGUGCCGCCAGGGCCUAACGCGUUGUCUUCAUCCCCGACCGAAAUUAUUUCCUUUCCCGGGGGUGGGUGUACAUUAUUAGGGAACAAUGAGGAUCGAGGAGACUUCAUAGUUACCGGGACAGGACAGCAACAAGCAAAUGACGGAAAAGGUAUUAUAAAAACAAACCAGAAAAAUCUGCACCCUAACUCCUCUGCCUCACAGUUGCACUCUACCCAGACACAGCAGGUUAAUGGCAUAAUCAGCUGCCCGGAGGCCGUUCAAAACCACGUCCAGCACCCGACCCACAAGGCGUCUGACAGCCGUAAUGCUGUCCUGGAACACACUGAUAGCACGGGGGAAAUCCACACGGAGCUCGCGGGCAACCGCAACUUGUCAAAAGACAGUUCUUGUUCGCAUCAGAACCACUCGCUCUCGAAGAACAACGGAGUCAUCUAUACGGCGACCAUGGCGAUAACAGAGAGUGAAAGAAUGUCUAAAAAAAGCGAGAAAAACAGAACUGAAGCUCUUCCUAGUGAUCCCGUCGACCAUGUGUCGACAACAUGGAUCGAGGACAACGAAGGCCCUGGGACGCAGGGGGCUAGAGUUGAGGAAUCGGCAGCUGUCAGCACCGCUGAUGUUACCUCUCAAGCCCCAGUUGAAGAGAUGGCUAACCUUUCGCUAGAAAGAGAAACGGAAGAUAGUUCUAUAAAAUACGUGAGAUACGAAUCGGAGCUACAAAUGCCAGAUAUAAUAAGGCUUAUUACUAAGGACUUGUCAGAGCCCUAUUCAAUAUAUACAUAUAGGUACUUCAUUCACAACUGGCCGCAGCUCUGCUUUCUGGCAAUGGUGGACAAUGACUGUGUGGGUGCCAUUGUAUGCAAGCUGGAUAUGCACAAAAAGAUGUUUCGUCGUGGUUACAUUGCCAUGCUCGCUGUGGACUCCAAAUUUCGCAGAAAAGGAAUUGGUACUAAUCUAGUGAAAAAGGCCAUAUAUGCUAUGGUUGAUGGGGAUUGUGAUGAGGUGGUGCUGGAGACAGAGAUCACUAACAAAUCAGCCCUGAAACUGUAUGAGAACUUGGGCUUUGUCAGGGACAAGCGACUCUUCAGAUACUAUUUAAACGGAGUGGACGCUCUUCGGCUCAAACUGUGGCUCCGUUAAAGCUAACCAGCUAGCUAGCCUCUUAGUUCUCACCUUAUUCCUCUGUCCACUACUGCUCCAGCCCAUCAACGGCCCAGUGGACGAGCCUCCUCUCACUGACAGAAAUGACUCAAUGCCAGGAGAGCCAAAAACAGGAUCUGGUUCCGAAUACGAAAUUAAAUGACACAAGUUUUGUAAGUUUGAAGAGAGAGAGGAGAAGGUUACUGUAGAAGGUGGACGCGCCGAUGUGAAAACAAUCGCAGAUUUCCAAGAGGACAAAAGGAGUGAAUUGGCGUUCUGGUGAUGUCACAGGGUUCUGUUAACUUAUUCUGGCCAAUGGAAAACAAAAAGAGGGAUUGGUCAGAGUAAAGCAGAAUGGAACCGUGGUUGGUUAACCGCCAUCUGCAGUUGAUCGAGUUGAUUGAAAAAACGCGAAGCAAUGCCCCUCUGUCACUUUAUUUUUACGGACAUUCGGAGACUGAGGGAUGGAACAGAAAACAUGGUUGGGGAAAACAAAAUAAGAUAGCAAAAUACAGAAAAUGACAAAUAGAGACUAUAUGAACUGAUAUUUGUGGGGGUUUAUUUGUCUCUUUU
This is a messenger RNA of Chanos chanos (milkfish), 1764 nucleotides long. RefSeq names its product N-alpha-acetyltransferase 30, NatC catalytic subunit (gene naa30). Gene Ontology annotation, cellular component: NatC complex. Gene Ontology annotation, molecular function: protein-N-terminal amino-acid acetyltransferase activity. The transcript has 4 exons. The coding region runs from base 46 to 1191 and encodes 381 amino acids. Gene Ontology annotation, biological process: N-terminal peptidyl-methionine acetylation. The record is from RefSeq and is a predicted model, not a curated record. Lineage: Eukaryota; Metazoa; Chordata; Actinopteri; Gonorynchiformes; Chanidae.